AUGUUUGGCUUUGCGGGGCUCUCGAGCAAGCCGCCGGUCGGGCGGACCUCGGACGAGCAGCUCUUCCACAACGUCGACCCGGCGCUGGACGAGGUCCGCAAGCUGAACGGGACUGCCACGUGGGCCAUCCUCGGCUUUGUCCUUGCGUCGACCCCGAGCCACAGCAACGAGGUCUGCCUCGACGUGCUCGCGACCGGCGCAGGACCCAUUUCGGACGAGCACAACUGGCCCGAAGCGCUCUUCGACCCGUCGUCGCUCUGCUAUGGUCUCUGCCGCAUCGAGCCCGAGGAGUAUGCGCUCACAUCGUCGUCGCUGCUCUCGGCGUCGUCGCCGCGCACGCCCCGCUCGAAUGGCACGUUCUCGUUCCCAGUUGCGUACACGGUCUCGUUUUGCUGGAAAGGCGUGACGCUGCCGUUUGCCUUGCGCGCCAAGCACACGGAGUUCCACAAGCGCAUCCAAGAGCAUCUCGGCGGCAUGGCGCACGUCACGCUCAAGAGUGCAUCCGACCUCAGCACCGAGUCGAUGCGGCGCUUCUUGCCCAUGACGAAGCGGCGCAGUGUCACGAAGCGGCUGAACCUCGUGCGCUCGAUCGAAUUCGCGCCGGCCGUCGUCGCCGCCUACGAAGACGUGCGGCUCGACGCCAACCCGUUCAAUUGGCUCAUUGCGGGCUAUGCGACCAACAACGACGACGACGCGCCGACGCUCGUGCUCCUCGAGACGGGCAUGUCGGGUCUCCAGGCGCUCAAAGGCCUUGGCGGCAUGGGCUCGAGCUUGCUCACGACGACCGGCGUCAAGUACAUUUACAUUCGACUGGACGUGCCAAUGCAGCAAGGCAAUGUCUCCAAGUAUGUGCUCAUCACGUGGCAGUCGUGGGACAUUACGAGCCCGAGUGCCCGCUUGCGCAGCGGCAGUGUCGACUCGGACAUCUUCAACGACGACACGUCGUCGGCCAUGAUGGAGCCGACUUCGUCGUCGACGUCGAUCUCGUUUGAAUCCAAAGUCGUCUCGGCGGCCAACGCGCACGCGCACGCGGGCGAGGUCUACCGCUUCUUCCAGCACCACGUUCACUUUUUCGCCAGCAGCAUGUCGGACAUUUCGGAAGAAGCCAUCCGCGAGCGCGUCCGGCGAUCCAUCGACAGCGACCGCAUGCUUCUCCGCGUUGUCUGCGUGCAAGCAUCGGGCGAUGCACAGCCGGCCGUGUGCAUCGAGAUCUCGCGCGAAGCGAUUCUAGCCGACCUGAAAAGCGAGAUCACGCGCGUGAUUGGCAUUCCGGAAGACCGCCAGCGCCUUGUGUGGUUCCACACCAAAGAGGACGUGGAUAAUGUCUUUCACGCCACGUCCCAAGCGACCAUCUUGCAGCUCGACUCGCACCGGCUGCGGAACGAUAUCGGUCUUGAGCACGGCGACAAGAUUCACGUCGACGACCUCAGCAUUGGCGCCGACUCGGUGCUCUUCAAGCUCGUGCAGCAGCUCAACUCGGGCUCGGACGUGGUGAGUCUCUCGGCCGAGCGCCGACACGAAGUCGAGCUCACGGUCGAAGCGCGCGAAGCCGAGCUCAAGCGCACGAUGAGCGCGACGCAAGACCUUUUGGAAGAAAAAUCCAAGCGCGAGCCGCUCGAGCCGGUCGUCGACGGCGAAACAACGCGCAACGACGACGACGACGCCAAGGACCAUGGAAGCACGGCGAUCGUCACCAACGAAGUCGACGACCUCAAGAACCAGAUGCGGGUCUUGGAAGCUCAGAAACAGUACCUCGACAUUCCGUACGAGAGCAUCCGGCUCCUCGAUGGGAAAGAGAACGAACUCGGCAUUGGCAAGUGUGCGACCGUGUACCGAGGCAUGUGGAUGACCAAAAAGUCGAUCGCCGAGGUGGCCAUCAAGGUGUUUCGGUAUGUGCGCUUGACGGACAAGAUCAUGCAAGACUACACGCAAGAAGUUGCGAUGCUCCGGCAGCUCAAACACCCCAACAUUGUGCUCUUCAUUGGCGCCUGCAUCAACCCCAAGCUCAUGAUUUUAACCGAAUAUUGCUCGCGAAAAAGUCUCUACAGCGUGAUCCACAACAAGGCCAUGUUUGCCACGAUUCCGUGGAAGUUUAAAGUGCGCAUGGUGCUCGACGCAGCGCGCGGCAUUGCCUACUUGCACGCGAACCGCAUCAUCCACCGCGAUAUCAAGUCGCACAACUUGCUCGUGGACGACGACUGGCGGGCCAAGGUCGCCGACUUUGGCAUUAGCAAGGUCCUCGACGUGGGCGCCCAGGCCUUUACACACUGCGGCACCAGCGGCUGGGUCGCGCCCGAGGUGCUUUUGGACGAAGACAUUGGGUACACGUUCAAGGCCGACAACUGGAGUUUUGCGAUUGUCAUGUGGGAAAUGAUUGCCGGUGUGCACGAGAAUCCGUUUCUGGGCAUGGCACCUGUCAAGUUUUACCACCAGACCAUCAACAAGGGCUUGCGCCCCGUGAUUGACGACACGGUCGACCCAGCGUAUGCGAGCCUGAUUCGCGAGUGCUGGGACUCGGACCCGCCGUCGCGACCGUCCUUCGCGACGAUCGUGGACCGCCUCGAGACGAUUCUCUCGGACCUUGGUAUGGACACGGGGUUGCCCCCGACGUUUGCCGGCGGCUACCACGCGCACUCGGAGGCUGCGUCGUCAUAGUGUUCCGUUAGUUUUAACCCCGCAAAUAGUACCCCUUUUGUAGCCA
This is a messenger RNA of Saprolegnia parasitica CBS 223.65, 2701 nucleotides long. RefSeq names its product TKL/DRK protein kinase. Gene Ontology annotation, biological process: protein phosphorylation. The transcript has 14 exons. The record is from RefSeq and is a predicted model, not a curated record. The coding region runs from base 1 to 2655 and encodes 884 amino acids. Lineage: Eukaryota; Oomycota; Saprolegniomycetes; Saprolegniales; Saprolegniaceae. Gene Ontology annotation, molecular function: ATP binding; protein kinase activity.